Molecule: messenger RNA, 9551 nt
Organism: Bombyx mori (domestic silkworm)
Lineage: Eukaryota; Metazoa; Arthropoda; Insecta; Lepidoptera; Bombycidae
Product: zonadhesin
Source: RefSeq, a predicted model, not a curated record
CAGUGAAUAGCCUUGAUAAGCACUUCAGAAAGCAUUCUUUGGUGAAAAUGUUAAAGACGUUCUUGUUUGUAGCCUGUAUCGCUAAUGUGCUUCUAGCAGACUCUACUGAAGAAACAUGUGAACAAGAUUCGGAUGAUUAUCCAAAUGAAAAUGACUGUGGCUUAAAUGAAGAAUUUUCGGAUUGCCCCGAUGGUGCCUGCAGACCCUUAACUUGUGAUGAAGUAGGAUAUCCUGUGCCCUGCGCAGAUAUUGAUCCAGAAAGGGGAUGCCCAAGCGAACCUAAGUGUAUUUGUAAAAAUGGAUUCGUAUUGAAUAACAGCAGCAUUUGUAUACCAAUUAGGGAAUGCCCUUCAUGCGGUGGAGAUCCCAACGCUGAAGGUGGAGGUUGCGGUUUGAAUUGUGGCAAUCUAUGUAGCAACUAUGAUCAAAAGCCCAUCAAAUGUUCAACAGAUAUAUGUGAAGCUAAUGGCUGUGAUUGUAGAAAAGGAUAUGUUUUUGAUGAAAUCAAACGGAUAUGUGUCCUACCAAACGAAUGUCCUUCGAAAUGUACGAAACCAAAUGAAGUAUUCGACGAAUGCCCGAAAACAUGUCCACCCAGAAUAUGUGGCGUAGAUGAACGCACGAUAAGGUGCGCUGCUCCACCCAAGCCUGGGGAUCCUGAAUGCAAGCCGGGAUGUCGAUGUGCUGACAAUUAUUAUCGUAACGAACAGGGUACUUGCGUUACGAAGAAACAGUGCAAAAUCAAAUGUAAUCAGAAUGAGGUAUUCGAUUUAUGUCCUGCCCCAUGUCCUCCAAGAAGAUGCGGUAUAGACCCAGCCUUAGUGCUUUGUGCUCCGUCGCCUACAAUCGGAGAUCCAGGUUGCGAGCCCGGCUGUCGAUGUAUUGACGGUUACGUCAGGAAUGAUACAGAUGUUUGUAUUCCGAAAGAAGAAUGUCCUGUGGUGUGUACUGGAGAAAAUGAAGAAUAUGAUAACUGUCCAGCGCCUUGCCCACCACAAACGUGCGACAGUCUUAAAAGAAAAUAUUUUUGUCCCAAACAACGUAUUGUAAACGGAAAAUAUAUCCCAGACUCUAAAAGUGGGCAAAAGUGCGAGGGUUCAUGUCGUUGCAUACCUGGCUAUUAUAGAAACAAACAAGGCAUUUGUAUAUCAAAAGGAAGUUGUAAGUGCGGAGAAUACGAACGAUACGAAGUAUGCCCAUUUGAUACUUGCACUGCAAAAAAUUGUUCUGAACUCGGAUUCGCAAUAGGCUGCCCUGGGCAAACUCAAGACGGUAGUUGUCCUGGUGGUCCGGGAUGUGUCUGUAUCGACGGGUAUUUGAGGAAUGACGUAGGAUCCUGUAUACCACAGUCAGAAUGUGAAACAUGCGGAGGAGAUCCUAACGCAAGAGCCGGUUGUGGGAGUAAUUGUAACAGAAAAUGCUCCGAUAUUGGUGCAAAUGAAACAAAAGCUUGUACUUUAGCUUGCCGUGUCAACGCCUGUGAUUGUAAAGAUGGGUAUUAUCUCGAUGAAAACACCGGAAAAUGUGUGCUUCCUAACGAAUGCCCUUCAAUAUGCGGUCCCGAUGAAGUGUAUUCCGAUUGUACAAACGGCGGUUGUAAUGCGAAAAACUGUACACAAUUAGGCAGACCCGUACCUUGCGUUAAGAUUAAUUCUAAGAAUUGCAAGAAAGGUUGCAUUUGUAAAGAGGGAUACUUACGCGACGAAAACGGCUUAUGUGUUCCUGAACAAUCUUGUCCUCAGUCUUGUAACAAGCCGAACGAAGUUUAUGAGCGGUGUACCUUCGACUGCCCUCCACAGACGUGCGAUAGUCUUGACAAAGCGUAUGAGUGUCCAUUGCAGAAUAACCAAACUUGCGUAGGAAAAUGUAAAUGCAAACCCGGCUACUACAGAAAUUUAAUCGGAGAAUGUAUUUCCGAAGAAGAUUGCCGAAGAUGUCCCGGAAAACAUGAAUAUUAUUCUUGUGGCGGAGCAUGCGACAACAUUUGUGACAAACUAAGCGAAGAGAACCAGACAAGUUGUUCGAUAGUUAAUAUAAAAUGUAAUGAAAUGUGUUACUGCGAGGAAGGCUAUGCACGGAAUAAAAACAAUAUUUGUGUACCUUUUGAUCAAUGUAAUGAAAUCCAAUGUAAUAAGAAUGAGGUAUUCGAUUUAUGUCCUGCCCCAUGUCCUCCAAGAAGAUGCGGUAUAGACCCAGCCACAGUGAAUUGUAUUCCGUCGCCUAAAAUCGGAGAUCCAGGUUGCGAGCCCGGCUGUAGAUGUAUUGACGGUUACGUCAGGAAUGAUACAGAUGCUUGUAUUCCCAAAGAAGAAUGUCAGUGCGGAGAGAACGAACGAUACGAAGUAUGCCCAUUUGCUACAUGUACUGCAAAAAAUUGUUCUGAACUCGGAUUACCAAUAAGCUGCCCUGGGCAAACCCCAGACGGUAGUUGUCCUGGUGGUUCGGGAUGUGUCUGUAUCGACGGGUAUUUGAGGAAUGACAUAGGGGCCUGUAUACCACAGUCAGAAUGUGAAGCAUGCGGAGGAGAUCCAAAUGCAAGAGCCGGUUGUGGGAGUAAUUGCAACAGAAAAUGCUCCGAUAUAGUGGCAAAUGAAACAAAAGCUUGUACUUUGGCUUGCCGUGUCAACGCCUGUGAUUGCAAAGAUGGGUAUUAUCUCGAUGAAAACACAGGAAAAUGUGUGCUUCCUAACGAAUGCCCUUCAAUAUGCGGUCCCGAUGAAGUGUAUUCCCAUUGUACAAACGGUGGUUGUAAUGCGAAAAACUGUACACAAUUAGGCAGACCCGUACCUUGCGUUAAAAUUAAUCCUAAGAAUUGCAGGAAAGGUUGCAUUUGUAAAGAGGGAUACUUACGCGACGAAAACGGCUUAUGUGUUCCUGAACAAUCUUGUCAUCAGUCUUGUAACAAGCCGAACGAAGUUUAUAAUCGGUGUACCUUCGACUGCACUCCACAGACGUGCGACAGUCUCGACAAAGCGUAUGCGUGUCCAUUGCAGAAUAACCAAACUUGCGUAGGAAAAUGUAAAUGCAAACCCGGCUACUACAGAAAUUUAAUCGGAGAAUGUAUUUCCGAAGAAGAUUGCCGAAGAUGUCCCGGAAAACAUGAAUAUUAUUCUUGUGGCGGAGCAUGCGACAACAUUUGUGACAAACUAAGCGAAGAGAACCAGACAAGUUGUUCGAUAAUUAAUAUAAAAUGUAAUGAAAUGUGUUACUGCGAGGAAGGCUAUGCACGGAAUAAAAACAAUAUUUGUGUACCUUUUGAUCAAUGCAAUGAUCCUGUUUGUCCUGAAAACGAGAGGCACGAUAAGUGUCCUGCAUUUUUGUGUGGUCCACAAAAGUGCUCUGAACUCGGCUUCGGUACAAACUGUCCAGCAUCUGUCAAUAAUGGUACUUGUCCCGGAAAACCGGGUUGCGUCUGUGUUAAUGGAUACGUCAGAAACAAUAAAAACGUUUGCAUACCACAGGAUCAAUGCCCUUCAUGUGGAGGAGACGAAAAUGCUCAACCUGGAUGCGGUAAUUACUGUGGAAACCGUUGCUCAGAUUACGAAGGCGGACCAAAGAUAUGUCCUCUGAUCUGCAUCCUGAAUUCGUGUGACUGUAGACCGGGCUAUGUAUAUGAUGAUCUAGUUAAAAAAUGUGUUCUCCCGAAAGAUUGCUCAUCCAAACCACUUUGUGGCGAAAACGAAGAAUCUUCAGAUUGUGCCAAUCGCUAUGAUAGUCCAGAUUGCUAUGUGGAUCCCAAGGAUUGCAUUCAAGGAUGCAUUUGCAAAGUAGGAUAUGUGAGAAAUGAUGAAGGAGUUUGUGUUCGAGAUGAUUGUGAUGACUCAUGCAAUGGGGAUCCGAACGCCGUUGUUGGAUGUGGAGUAAAUUGUAACAGACAUUGUUAUGAUAUCGGCAAAGAAAGUCAAGGUUGUAUUGAGAUUUGCUACGAAGACGGCUGCGAUUGUAAAGACGGAUAUUAUUACGAUGAUAACAUUAAUAAAUGUGUUUUACCCGAAGACUGCACAAAAACAUGUGGACGAAACGAAGUUUACUCCAAUUGCACUCAAGCACAAUGUGGACCUAAGAAUUGUUCUCAACUUGGGUAUCCAGUAGCAUGUCCGAUGAUCCAGGCUAGUUCGUGUACCCAGGGCUGUUUGUGCAAAAAAGGAUAUUUGAGGGCUGAAAAUGGCACUUGUAUACCUGGAGAAAAAUGCCCAUCCUGCGGUGGAGACAACAACGCUCGUUCCGGCUGCGGCGUGAACUGUAACAAACGGUGUGGCGAUAUCGGAAAAGAGCCAGGAGCAUGUAUUGCAAUUUGCUAUGACAAUGCUUGCGAUUGCAACGAAGGAUUUUACCUAAACGAGAAUACAGGAAAAUGCGUAAAACCAAACCAGUGCCCAAAACCACUUUGUGGCAAAAACGAAGAAUCUUCAGAUUGCGCCAAUUGCUAUGAUAGUCCAGAUUGUAAUGUGGAUCCCAUGGAUUGCAUUCAAGGAUGCAUUUGCAAAGUAGGAUAUGUGAGAAACGAUGAAGGAGUUUGUGUUCGAGAUGAUUGUGAUGACUCAUGCAAUGGGGAUCCGAACGCCGUUGUUGGAUGUGGAGUAAAUUGUAACAGACAUUGUUCUAAUAUCGGCAAAGAAAUUCAAAGUUGUGCUGCUGUUUGCUACGAAGACGGCUGCGAUUGUAAAGACGGAUAUUAUUACGAUGAUAACAUUAAUAAAUGUGUUUUACCCGAAGACUGCACUCCUACUUGUGGAAAAGAUGAAGUCUACAAUGAUUGUAUACAAGGGUACUGCCAACCGAAGAAUUGUUCGGAAAUAGGGAAACCAGUGGCUUGCCCAAGAAUAGAUCCCAAAAAGUGCAUCAAAGGGUGCUUGUGUAAAGAAAACUACGUCAGAGCUGAUAAUGGAACGUGUAUACCAAAAACCGAUUGUCCAUCCUGCGGUGGAGACAACAACGCUCGUUCCGGCUGCGGAGUGAACUGUAACAAACGGUGUAGCGAUAUCGGAAAAGAGCCAGGAGGAUGCAGUGCAAUUUGCUAUGACAAUGCUUGCGAUUGUAAAGACGGAUUUUACCUAAACGAGAAUACAGGAAAAUGCGUAAAACCAAACCAGUGCCCUUCAAUAUGCGGUCCCGAUGAAGUGUAUUCCGAUUGUACAAACGGCGUUUGUAAUGCGAAAAACUGUACACAAUUAGGCAGACCCGUACCUUGCGUUAAGAUUAAUCCUAAGAAUUGCAAGAAAGGUUGCAUUUGUAAAGAGGGAUACUUACGCGACGAAAACGGCUUAUGUGUUCCUGAACAAUCUUGUCCUCAGUCUUGUAACAAGCCGAACGAAGUUUAUGAGCGGUGUACCUUCGACUGCCCUCCACAGACGUGCGACAGUCUCGACAAAGCGUAUGCGUGUCCAUUGCAGAAUAACCAAACUUGCGUAGGAAAAUGUAAAUGCAAACCCGGCUACUACAGAAAUUUAAUCGGAGAAUGUAUUUCCGAAGAAGAUUGCCGAAGAUGUCCCGGAAAACAUGAAUAUUAUUCUUGUGGCGGAGCAUGCGACAACAUUUGUGACAAACUAAGCGAAGAGAACCAGACAAGUUGUUCGAUAAUUAAUAUAAAAUGUAAUGAAAUGUGUUACUGCGAGGAAGGCUAUGCACGGAAUAAAAACAAUAUUUGUGUACCUUUUGAUCAAUGCAAUGAAAUCAAAUGUAAUCAGAAUGAGGUAUUCGAUUUAUGUCCUGCCCCAUGUCCUCCAAGAAGAUGCGGUAUAGACCCAGCCUUAGUGCUUUGUGCUCCGUCGCCUACAAUCGGAGAUCCAGGUUGCGAGCCCGGCUGUCGAUGUAUUGACGGUUACGUCAGGAAUGAUACAGAUGUUUGUAUUCCGAAAGAAGAAUGUCCUGUGGUGUGUACUGGAGAAAAUGAAGAAUAUGAUAACUGUCCAGCGCCUUGCCCACCACAAACGUGCGACAGUCUUAAAAGAAAAUAUUUUUGUCCCAAACAACGUAUUGUAAACGGAAAAUAUAUCCCAGACUCUAAAAGUGGGCAAAAGUGCGAGGGUUCAUGUCGUUGCAUACCUGGCUAUUAUAGAAACAAACAAGGCAUUUGUAUAUCAAAAGGAAGUUGUAAGUGCGGAGAAUACGAACGAUACGAAGUAUGCCCAUUUGAUACUUGCACUGCAAAAAAUUGUUCUGAACUCGGAUUCGCAAUAGGCUGCCCUGGGCAAACUCAAGACGGUAGUUGUCCUGGUGGUCCGGGAUGUGUCUGUAUCGACGGGUAUUUGAGGAAUGACGUAGGAUCCUGUAUACCACAGUCAGAAUGUGAAACAUGCGGAGGAGAUCCUAACGCAAGAGCCGGUUGUGGGAGUAAUUGUAACAGAAAAUGCUCCGAUAUUGGUGCAAAUGAAACAAAAGCUUGUACUUUAGCUUGCCGUGUCAACGCCUGUGAUUGUAAAGAUGGGUAUUAUCUCGAUGAAAACACCGGAAAAUGUGUGCUUCCUAACGAAUGCCCUUCAAUAUGCGGUCCCGAUGAAGUGUAUUCCGAUUGUACAAACGGCGGUUGUAAUGCGAAAAACUGUACACAAUUAGGCAGACCCGUACCUUGCGUUAAGAUUAAUUCUAAGAAUUGCAAGAAAGGUUGCAUUUGUAAAGAGGGAUACUUACGCGACGAAAACGGCUUAUGUGUUCCUGAACAAUCUUGUCCUCAGUCUUGUAACAAGCCGAACGAAGUUUAUGAGCGGUGUACCUUCGACUGCCCUCCACAGACGUGCGAUAGUCUUGACAAAGCGUAUGAGUGUCCAUUGCAGAAUAACCAAACUUGCGUAGGAAAAUGUAAAUGCAAACCCGGCUACUACAGAAAUUUAAUCGGAGAAUGUAUUUCCGAAGAAGAUUGCCGAAGAUGUCCCGGAAAACAUGAAUAUUAUUCUUGUGGCGGAGCAUGCGACAACAUUUGUGACAAACUAAGCGAAGAGAACCAGACAAGUUGUUCGAUAGUUAAUAUAAAAUGUAAUGAAAUGUGUUACUGCGAGGAAGGCUAUGCACGGAAUAAAAACAAUAUUUGUGUACCUUUUGAUCAAUGUAAUGAAAUCCAAUGUAAUAAGAAUGAGGUAUUCGAUUUAUGUCCUGCCCCAUGUCCUCCAAGAAGAUGCGGUAUAGACCCAGCCACAGUGAAUUGUAUUCCGUCGCCUAAAAUCGGAGAUCCAGGUUGCGAGCCCGGCUGUAGAUGUAUUGACGGUUACGUCAGGAAUGAUACAGAUGCUUGUAUUCCCAAAGAAGAAUGUCAGUGCGGAGAGAACGAACGAUACGAAGUAUGCCCAUUUGCUACAUGUACUGCAAAAAAUUGUUCUGAACUCGGAUUACCAAUAAGCUGCCCUGGGCAAACCCCAGACGGUAGUUGUCCUGGUGGUUCGGGAUGUGUCUGUAUCGACGGGUAUUUGAGGAAUGACAUAGGGGCCUGUAUACCACAGUCAGAAUGUGAAGCAUGCGGAGGAGAUCCAAAUGCAAGAGCCGGUUGUGGGAGUAAUUGCAACAGAAAAUGCUCCGAUAUAGUGGCAAAUGAAACAAAAGCUUGUACUUUGGCUUGCCGUGUCAACGCCUGUGAUUGCAAAGAUGGGUAUUAUCUCGAUGAAAACACAGGAAAAUGUGUGCUUCCUAACGAAUGCCCUUCAAUAUGCGGUCCCGAUGAAGUGUAUUCCCAUUGUACAAACGGUGGUUGUAAUGCGAAAAACUGUACACAAUUAGGCAGACCCGUACCUUGCGUUAAAAUUAAUCCUAAGAAUUGCAGGAAAGGUUGCAUUUGUAAAGAGGGAUACUUACGCGACGAAAACGGCUUAUGUGUUCCUGAACAAUCUUGUCAUCAGUCUUGUAACAAGCCGAACGAAGUUUAUGAGCGGUGUACCUUCGACUGCCCUCCACAGACGUGCGACAGUCUCGACAAAGCGUAUGCGUGUCCAUUGCAAAAUAACCAAACUUGCGUAGGAAAAUGUAAAUGCAAACCCGGCUACUACAGAAAUUUAAUCGGAGAAUGUAUUUCCGAAGAAGAUUGCCGAAGAUGUCCCGGAAAACAUGAAUAUUAUUCUUGUGGCGGAGCAUGCGACAACAUUUGUGACAAACUAAGCGAAGAGAACCAGACAAGUUGUUCGAUAAUUAAUAUAAAAUGUAAUGAAAUGUGUUACUGCGAGGAAGGCUAUGCACGGAAUAAAAACAAUAUUUGUGUACCUUUUGAUCAAUGCAAUGAUCCUGUUUGUCCUGAAAACGAAAGGUACGAUAAGUGUCCUGCAUUUUUGUGUGGUCCACAAAAGUGCUCUGAACUCGGCUUCGGUACAAACUGUCCAGCAUCUGUCAAUAAUGGUACUUGUCCCGGAAAACCGGGAUGCGUCUGUGUUAAUGGAUACGUCAGAAACAAUAAAAACGUUUGCAUACCACAGGAUCAAUGCCCUUCAUGUGGAGGAGACGAAAAUGCUCAAUCUGGAUGCGGUAAUUACUGUGGAAACCGUUGCUCAGAUUACGAAGGUGGACCAAAGGUAUGUCCUCUGAUCUGCAUCCUGAAUUCGUGUGACUGUAGACCGGGCUAUGUGUAUGAUGAUCUAGUUAAAAAAUGUGUUCUUCCGAAAGAUUGCUCAUCCAAACCACUUUGUGGCGAAAACGAAGAAUCUUCAGAUUGUGCCAAUCGCUAUGAUAGUCCAGAUUGCUAUGUGGAUCCCAUGGAUUGCAUUCAAGGAUGCAUUUGCAAAGUAGGAUAUGUGAGAAAUGAUGAAGGAGUUUGUGUUCGAGAUGAUUGUGAUGACUCAUGCAAUGGGGAUCCGAACGCCGUUGUUGGAUGUGGAGUAAACUGUAACAGACAUUGUUCUUAUAUCGGCAAAGAAAGUCAAGGUUGUAUUGAGAUUUGCUACGAAGACGGCUGCGAUUGUAAAGACGGAUAUUAUUACGAUGAUAACAUUAAUAAAUGUGUUUUACCCGAAGACUGCACAAAAAUAUGUGGGCGAAACGAAGUUUACUCCAAUUGCACUCAAGCACAAUGUGGACCUAAGAAUUGUUCUCAACUUGGGUAUCCAGUAGCAUGUCCGAUGAUCCAGGCUAGUUCGUGUACCCAGGGCUGUUUGUGCAAAAAAGGAUAUUUGAGGGCUGAAAAUGGCAUUUGUAUACCUGGAGAAAAAUGCCCGAGUUGCGGCGGAGAUCGUAAUGCGCGGCCCGGCUGCGGCGUCAACUGCAAUAAGCGUUGUUCAGAUAUUGGACAGGAACCUCAAUCUUGUAUACAGAUAUGCUACAGCAACGCUUGCGACUGUAAAGAUGGUUUUUAUUUAGACACCAACACGGGGAAAUGCGUUCUUCCCGAAAAAUGCACUCCUACUUGUGGAAAAGAUGAAGUCUACAAUGAUUGUAUACAAGGGUACUGCCAACCGAAGAAUUGUUCGGAAAUAGGGAAACCCGUUGCUUGUCCAAGAAUAGAUCCCAAGAAUUGCAUCAAAGGGUGCUUGUGUAAAGAAAACUACGUCAGAGCUGAUAAUGGAACGUGUAUACCAAAAACCGACUGUCGUGAGUACUUACAGUUAUUAGUAAAUAUUUCAUAAUUUAGUUAGAACUGU